Diaporthe batatas is the source of this 462-nucleotide messenger RNA. RefSeq lists its product as uncharacterized. The transcript is spliced from 2 exons. NCBI's taxonomy places the organism in Eukaryota, Fungi, Ascomycota, Sordariomycetes, Diaporthales, Diaporthaceae. The record is from RefSeq and is a predicted model, not a curated record. The coding region runs from base 1 to 462 and encodes 153 amino acids.
AUGCCUCGCCUUCCCGACCGAAUUGGGGCCAAGACCCAGAAGAUCCUAAGGAGCCUCUCUAUCGAGAGGCAGGACUUCGGUCGUCAUUGGGACGAGAUCCAAACCAACCGGAACCUCGGCCGACUUUCCGAUGUUGACUUCGACAAGCUGUGUAUGCUUGUAGCGAUUGCCAAGCAGUGCGGUGUGCCAGCCGACGAAUUUUCGCGACGAGAACUGCACAAGGCCUAUAAAUGGUCCAGCGCGAGGCGAUCCACCGAGCGCAAGAUGCGCAAGCUUUGCGCGAAGGUCCAUGACCGAAUAGAGCAACCGCGAGCCACCAUUCCCAAGACGAGGGGGAACCUCAAGAUCGGGCCCGUCGGCCUGACAACACCGCAGGCGAACCUGCCGGUCAACAGGCUGAUCAGUCUGCAAACAUCGAAAACGAUGUCAAUCACUGGCAUCCUCCAAUGGUCUACCCUGUAG